This is a messenger RNA of Cryptomeria japonica (Japanese cedar), 1119 nucleotides long. Its product is annotated as protein DMR6-LIKE OXYGENASE 1-like. The transcript is spliced from 4 exons. Lineage: Eukaryota; Viridiplantae; Streptophyta; Pinopsida; Cupressales; Cupressaceae. The coding region runs from base 46 to 1113 and encodes 355 amino acids. The record is from RefSeq and is a predicted model, not a curated record.
ACCUGAAUCCCACAGCAAUUGAAGCUAUCUUCAUUUCAUUACAAGAUGACAUCCACAGCCCAUGUUGGGUCCAAUCUUAAUGCUGUAGAUAAACUCAUGUCCAAUGGCCACAAUCAUCUCCAUGUUCAGGAUAAGUACGUCUUUCCUCCGGGUGAACGUCCCGACAUGUCCCAGGUCUGUCAUUCAUAUACAUUUCCAGUUAUAGACCUCAAAGAUUUUGAUGGGCCUCAUAGAAUAAAUGUAGUCGAUCAGAUCAGGCGGGCUUGUGAGGAGGAUGGCUUCUUCCAGAUCAUUAAGCAUGGAGUGCCAGAGACUCUGAUGAAAAGCAUGAUGGACAUUGCCAAAGAGUUUUUUGAAAUGCCUGUAGAAGACAGGUUUUGUUUCUAUUCAGAGAAUCCACAACAGGAUGCCAGGGUUUCUACAAGCUUUAAUGUCAACAAAGAUGAAUUCUUUGAGUGGAAGGAUUAUCUAAGACACCCCUGUCAUCCGCUGGAGGAAUUUAUUAAUACAUGGCCUCAAAAGCCUGCACUUUACAGAGAGGUUGCAGAGAAGUAUAGCAAGGAGAUAAGAGUAUUGGUUCUAAGGCUUCUAGCUGCAAUUUCGGAAGCUCUUGAACAAGAUUCUGAUUAUUUAAACGCAAUCUUUGGAAAGCAUAGCCAGACACUGCACGUAAAUUACUAUCCUGCAUGCCCAAAUCCAGAUCUUACCUUUGGCGUAGCACCUCAUUCAGAUACACGUGGCAUUACUGUUCUGAUGCAAGGAGAUGUGAGUGGCCUGCAAGUGCUAAAAGAUGAGAAAUGGGUUGCAGUAGAACCAAUACCCAAUGCCUUUGUGGUGAAUGUGGCUGAUCAAAUUCAGGUUGUAAGCAAUGGAAGAUUCAAAAGCGUCAUGCACAGGGCAAUAACCAAUACAUCCACUGCACGCAUAUCUAUUCCCACCUUCUAUGGGCCUUCAUUGGAUACGUUCAUUGCUCCUGCAGCAUCCAUUGUGGAUAAGGAGCAUCCGGCUCUAUACAGAGGAUAUAAAUUUGAAGAAUACAUGAGAGCAUCCUGGAGCAAAGGUGUGAAGGUCAGGAGCAUUUUGGAUCGUUUCAAAAUCGAAAUCAGUCCGUGAUUGAAA